UCGGCUCGGAGUCGGAGUGUGUGUAAAAUUACCUGAAUCAAAACUCACUUAACAUAGGUAAUUUUCCUCUGCUCCACUCCCCCAAAAGUGUUACAAACUGACAUUCGGCUCCUCUCUCCACGAAAAUACCCCCACACGAGCAUGGGAGUGUAAAAUCUCCACAAAAGUCAACAAAUAACACAUCUUGGAGAAAAUAUAUUGCACUGAAUCAUCAACGGAAUAUGUCAACUCUCUUCCGCGAUUUAUCGUGUACAUACCGAAAACUUACUUCAGUAAGCCCGAGUAAUUAUCCGGUUAUGUAAACAAGAAAAUGUCGAAGUGCAACGAAAUGUCGAAUUGAACCGACAAUCCACCGAUCUUACCUCCAACUUAUGAUCCACUGAUCGCCAAAUGAUAUCAACCAUGUCAUCACCUUACAAAUUGGAAUUAAACCUGCGACAAAUUGCGAUGGUACAGACAGCGAUAAAUUGCUGGGAGCAGCACCAAAUAAAAACUAAAAUAAAAGAUUUCUUCUUGAAGCACGACAGCUACACAAUUUGUCGAAGAGAAGCUGAAGAGAAGAUUGACUGGACCUGUGAGAUACUGGAGAAUGUUCGACAACAGAGACUCCUCCCAGACUCAAUGAAAGACGAGAUGACGUACAUGAUAACCUCCAUUGGAGAUCGAAUGAUAGAAUGGCUGAAGUACAUCACAGAGAAACUUGAAGGAUCGAGACACAGGAUUCCAGCACUUGAGCACUACCUGGACAAUAUUUUCUGGACAAAUUACGGAACCAUAGAUGCAGUGAAAAUAUUCAAGUCAUUAUGUGUCGAUGGAAAAAUCACUGAUAUUCCUUACAUGUAUGAGGAGGCUUGUAACUACUGUCUCGAGGAGGACAUAGAGAGUCUUUGGAAAAAGUCUUCCUUGGAGGACAGAGACGCCAUAUCUUGGAAGAGUCGAUGGAACAUCGGAGACGAGUGCAAUGUCCACUUGUUAGUCUAUUGGAGAUGGUACAUAUCAGACAGAAAAUCCCACUUAUUCAUCAAGUCCUCAUCACCCCACAAUUACGACGAAAUUUAUGACUUCAAGCACUCCGCUAAGGCGAAUACCUUUAGAUUGUCUGCCAUCGGUGGAUACGACGUUGCUGUCAAGUAUUUUUAUCAUCAACUCAGCGACGAUGAGAAGAGCAGAAAUUUGGUGGAAACAACGGAAAUUUUAUUGAGUGAUAAGAUACUUCGCAGUGUCGAAUCCACUGAGGAGGAUUACACCAGGAGGUACAUUGAUAUUCUAGUGUUUCUGAUGCAGAAGAUGACGACUACACAGAGAAAUGAAUUAUUGAGAAGACAUAAGGAUGAUAUACUCAAGAUGUUGUUGACUAAUUGGCCUUGGCAGGCACUAUUUAUUCCUACACUUGAACAAACUUGGGAGUUCUUCUCCACUCGUGAUUUCAAAGCACUGAUAAAGGCUAUUGUGGAGGCUAUUCUGGAUGAAUAUGAAUUACGAGGGAUUAAAGACACUACCACUCAAUGCAUUUUGUUUGAGACUUGGGAUAAAGCACCACUGGCGCUCAAGAAAGGGGUGGUUAAGGACUGCUGGUUGUUCUUUGAUAAAUGUCUGAGAAUAAUGAAGGACAUAACGUUCACCAAGUACGUUAUCAAUGAUCCUGAUUUGAAGGAGCACAGGCAACAACUGCUAGAUGAUGGUAAGGAUUACUAUUACUAUCUCAUCAUCGAAAAAAAUUACAAUGUUGUUGAGAAGAUCAUGGAGGAGGUAUUAUACACUGAUGAAGAGAGAGUCAGUUUCAAGAAUAAAAUUGAUUCAUGUCAUAUUUGUGAGUAUUUUAUUCUGAAAUGUCAGUACUGCUCGGCUGAUAAGUAUUUGAAUUGGCAGUUUAGUACUCCAGAGGACAGAAUAAAAUUUAAAAAUUUUGCCAAGGCUAGUGCGACGUGCAGUUCGAUUAUUUGCGACAUUUGGAGGGAAAAUGAGUCUAUCCCACAGGCCAAGAGGGAGAGUGACAUUUUCUUCAGGUGGUUUCUUUAUGAGGAGAGAGACAGAGAAACUUUGAGGACUCAACUCCAGCGUAGCCCUAAAUUUUUACGAAUCUUGGUGCGGCUUCUUCGAAGAUCUAAUGAGAUUAAAUUCAAGGAACUUUUGGACUGCUGUCAGUUCACACAGGAGGAAGUAGAUAGACUAAGAACUCAGACUACUGAGACCAUCAAAGCAGAGGAAGUCGAGCUGCAGAAUAGGAUGGAGGAGAACAGGCGACUGUUCAUGCAGCGCUACCAUCACUUUCGCUUCCAUUGAUUUUCCUUAAUUGGAGUGAAUUUUCUGUACAUAAUAUUAUUUCAGAAUUCAUUGACAACUACUGUUUUAAUGUCAAAUGAUAGAUAUGUGGAUAGAAUUAAAUUGUGGUAAACAGUAGUCUUUUCAUCUAUGAAUCAGAAAUAUUGAAUAUAUACACUAAUAUGAAUGGAGAAUUAAUUGUUUAGUGAAGUAUGGAAAAUAUUUAAUAGACGGAAUUUAGCGAUUCUCUGACAUCUCUUGAAAUAACGAUGGGAGAUUGAUAAAGUUGUGAUCAUUCCGAUGCGUAAGAGAUACCUUGAAAUUAUUUCAAAUCGUCGAAAUUUUAUCAAAUGUAUACAGAUCUAUUUACCAUGAAGCAAAGUCAAAUACUUUGGUGUUUCCCUCAGUUUUGAAAAUAUUUCGGUGAUGAAGAGCUUUUUCGCAGGGAAAUUUUUAGUCAUAAAAAAAUUAUCUCUUUAACGAGAUAAUUCAGUCAUUAAUACAUUAUGAACUCAUCACAGUGAAAUAAUUGAUUGUUUAUUAGGUGUUUAGAUAAAACGGGAGCAACUGAAAUGAACAAUUUCUGUUGUGAAAUUAUAUUAGUGGAGUUGCUUUUUUCCCUGCAGAUGUGGACAAGAAGGAAUUUCAUCCCCCGUUUUAUUUUGGACGAAUGCUAUAUUCUAAUAUGUAACUGUGGAGGAGUUCGAUAAAUUUCAGUUCAUUUUCAUGAAUGGAGAUAUUUCGGAAUUAUCUUAAAUGAUUUAGAUUCCAGGCUGUAAAUGUAAACAUGUGAAGAAAAAAAUAGAAAAUCCUAACAAUUUUA
Messenger RNA from Diachasma alloeum, 3085 nucleotides. RefSeq lists its product as uncharacterized. Bases 391 to 2283 code for a protein of 630 amino acids. The transcript has 2 exons. NCBI's taxonomy places the organism in Eukaryota, Metazoa, Arthropoda, Insecta, Hymenoptera, Braconidae. The record is from RefSeq and is a predicted model, not a curated record.